CUGAAAUCGCGGGAGGAGCCAGCCGGGACCGCGCCUUUAGGUUAUAUAUGAAGACAAUUGGCAAGCUAUGAAGAAAACUUUCCAGAAGAACAAUAAUUUCAAAGUUCCUGAUACGGAAUUGAAUGCUGAGGAUGCUGAAAGGGGAAUAAAAGAGAGUCAAAGUAACUUUGUUGAACUGCUGCCCCUGGAAGUCACUUCUAAAAUUUUCAGCCUGCUAGACAUUCAGAGUCUAUGCAGAGCUUCCAGGAUUUGCACAAGUUGGAAUUGUGCAAUAAGAAACAAUGACUCCUUAUGGAAACCCCACUGCUUGGCCUUAAGAGCUGUGUGCCAAAAAGAAAUAGAUGAGGAUAUAGACAGUGGUUAUACCUGGAGGGUAAUACUCCUAAGAAAUUACCAGAAGAGCAGAGUGAAGCAUGAGUGGCUAAGUGGCAGAUACAGCAACAUUCGCUCUCCCGUUAGCCUGCCCGAGCAGGCCAUGUGCCCCAUGGACGCAGAUACCUGGGGGGAAAUUCUAGAUGCAGAACUGGAAAGAGAAGCUGAAAAAUUGCAAUAGUUUGAUGGCACGUGAUCAAAAUCACUCAGACUCCAGGAAAUGUUUGGAAAACUGAUAAUGUCCUUCUCAGCCUUUUAAAUAUUUAACAUUUAAAAGGAAACAAAGUUGAACAUGAAGCUUUAUUUGUAUUUUGCACUUUAGUUAAAAAAAAAACUUCUGGUCUUAUACUACAGGGAAAUCAUGAAAUGUUAUUU
Molecule: messenger RNA, 747 nt
Organism: Apodemus sylvaticus (European woodmouse)
Lineage: Eukaryota; Metazoa; Chordata; Mammalia; Rodentia; Muridae
Gene: Fbxo48
Product: F-box protein 48
Exons: 3
Coding region: 68-553 (161 amino acids)
Biological process (GO): SCF-dependent proteasomal ubiquitin-dependent protein catabolic process
Cellular component (GO): SCF ubiquitin ligase complex
Molecular function (GO): protein binding
Source: RefSeq, a predicted model, not a curated record